Odobenus rosmarus divergens (Pacific walrus) is the source of this 2098-nucleotide messenger RNA. RefSeq names its product transmembrane protein 164 (gene TMEM164). The transcript is spliced from 7 exons. The record is from RefSeq and is a predicted model, not a curated record. The coding region runs from base 350 to 1243 and encodes 297 amino acids. NCBI's taxonomy places the organism in Eukaryota, Metazoa, Chordata, Mammalia, Carnivora, Odobenidae.
GAAGUUGCUAGCUGGGGGCAGAGACGGCCACGCGGUUGCAGGAGUAAGAGAUCCCCCUGUGGCGAAUUGGCCAACGGCUCCUUUCAACCCUGCCUCGUUGGUGGCCACUGGAGAAGCGCGGGGGGCUCCCCAGACAGCCGUGGGGACAAGUUAGAGCCAGCACUUGACCCCGGGCCUCGCGUGUAGCUUCCUCCCCCCCUGCUCUAGGUGCCCCGGUGUCCGGAGGAGGGGGGUGCGGGUGCGGGGGUGUGCCCUCCGUACACGUCCCAGCACCCAGGCAACCCUCCGGGCUUGUGUUCCAUCUCGCUCUCGCUUCCUGCACGGUGGUCGAGGGGAACCACUUGGCAUCAUGUCCCGGUAUAGCUACCAAAGUCUCCUGGACUGGCUCUAUGGGGGCGUGGACCCCAGCUUUGCAGGCAAUGGGGGCCCCGACUGUGCUGCCUUCCUCCCUUGGCAGCAGCGGCUGCUGGAAAGUGUGGUGGUCCUGACCCUGGCCCUGUUGGAGAUCCUGGUGGCCCUGCGGCACAUCCUGAGGCAGACGAAGGAGGACGGUAGGGGUGGCCGUGGCUGCCAGCCAGAUAAGGUGACCCAGCGGCCAGAGGAAGGCAAGGAGAGCCUGAGCAAGAAUCUGCUCUUAGUAGCCCUGUGCCUGACCUUCGGGGUGGAGGUGGGCUUUAAGUUCGCCACCAAGACCGUCAUCUACCUGCUCAACCCCUGUCACCUGGUCACCAUGAUGCAUAUCUUUCUCCUGGCCUGCCCUCCAUGUCCUGGGGCUAUCGUCGUCUUCAAGCUCCAGAUGCACAUGCUGAAUGGAGCGCUUCUAGCUCUGCUGUUUCCUGUGGUAAAUACCCGGCUGCUCCCCUUCGAACUGGAGAUUUACUACAUUCAGCAUGUUAUGCUCUACGUGGUACCCAUCUACCUGCUUUGGAAAGGAGGUGCUUACACCCCAGAGCCCCUCAGCAGUUUCCGGUGGGCCCUUCUCUCAACUGGCCUCAUGUUCUUUUACCACUUCAGCGUCUUGCAGAUCCUGGGCCUGGUCACCGAAGUGAAUUUGAACAACAUGCUGUGUCCGGCCAUCUCAGACCCAUUCUACGGCCCCUGGUAUCGCAUCUGGGCCUCGGGACACCAGACUCUCAUGACCAUGACCCACGGGAAGCUGGUCAUCCUGUUCUCAUACAUGGCUGGGCCCUUGUGUAAAUAUCUGCUGGAUUUGCUCCGGCUUCCAGCCAAGAAAAUAGACUGAAGGUGCUUGUCUUUUUUUUUUUUUUUUUUUUUUUCCCUCCCCGAGGAAGCAAGUCCUGACUUGACUUGGAGAACACCCAGUUCUUGAUGAAAUCAUGGGGAGAGGGCAGUAGGAUGUUUGGUGUAUUUCUUUUUCCUUCUCCUCUCUGUCCCUUUCUUCCACCACGCUUCCUUCCCCAGCCCUGCCCCCCCCCCCAGGAUAUCUCCUGGAGCCUGGGGCGGGGGCGGGGAGGGGGGGUAAUAUCCUGCCGAGGGCUGGAUUCUUCCUCCUCCCGUUUGGCUCUUCCUCUCUGCCCCUAGUGGCCUUACAUGGGCGACGGUAGUCAGUGGUUUUCACUCUGCUUGUUGGUGCUUUAAGGACAGCUGGUUGAGAGGAUGGGAAGCAACAAGUGGCAGUUCUCUUGGCACUGAAGUGAUGAGGUUGGGUUGGGUUUCAUUUCUCCACUGCCAGGGACCUCCAGGCUUACGCUGGGGUCCCCCUUUUGUCUCCAGCACAGCCCCCACCAUAAUGGGACCGAGGCCUUGUUUCUAUACCAGCGGCAAGCCAAGAGCCAAGGGAUUUCCCAGCUCAUGGCCAAAAUAGAACCUGCCGGAGUCUUCCCACUGGUGUCCCAUGACUCAGAACAAGCAGCCAACCAGCCACUCCCUCCAAAAUGCUGCCUGCGGUGGGCGGGUGGGAGGUGGGGGCGCUCCUUGGCCCCAGGGCAGGAUUCCGUUGAGGGGGAUGGAGAGCUGUUGCGGUGGCAGAUCCAAAGUGAACAAGUGGAAAAUAGCCACCACUCUUUACUAGGCAGGACCUUGGGUAAAUUCUGCCCAAGAGAGCCAAGAAGUGACCCAUAUCCCGAUCAGAAGUGAG